This is a messenger RNA of Lotus japonicus, 1012 nucleotides long. RefSeq lists its product as uncharacterized. The record is from RefSeq and is a predicted model, not a curated record. Lineage: Eukaryota; Viridiplantae; Streptophyta; Magnoliopsida; Fabales; Fabaceae. Gene Ontology annotation, biological process: protein histidyl modification to diphthamide; tRNA wobble uridine modification. The coding region runs from base 123 to 854 and encodes 243 amino acids. Gene Ontology annotation, molecular function: metal ion binding. The transcript has 3 exons. Gene Ontology annotation, cellular component: nucleus; cytosol.
AACGACGUUAGCUCUUCACCCAAAUCAACGGCAGAAGUUAACUUGAGAAAACCGAAAUCGCAGUUUCGCACCGCUGGCACCAACUGCGUGUGGUUUCAGAAUCUUCUUCUUCUUCUUCUUCCAUGGCGGUUAUCGGAGGACUAGCGGCGGCGAUCGCGGUGGUGGUUCUGUUGUCGGCGUUGCUAACGGAAGCCGGCGACACGAACAGAGCAUUCUCUCCCUGCUCGGACGCACGCGUGCAGAGAUCUGACGGUUUCACGUUCGGGAUCGCGUUCGCGUCGAAAGACAAGUUCUUCUACAGCAACAACAGUACCUUGCAGUUGUCUCCCUGCGACGCCAGGCUCUCUCUCUCCAAUGCCAACUCUCAGGUCUCUGUGUUCAGACCUAAGGUCGAUGAGAUCUCCAUUCUCACCGUCAAUUCAUCUUCCUUCGUUGCGGACUUGUAUGGCUAUAUGGUUGCAUUUGCUGGUCGGAAAUAUGCUGCAAGGUCUCCACCUGCAUUUGUUGCAAACAGCACGUAUACCGUAACCAGUUUCACUCUUGUCCUUGAGUUUAAGAAGGGAAGGCUACAAAACUUGUAUUGGAAAAGAGAUGGGUGUUCUAAAUGCUCAAGUAACUCCAAAGCUGUCUGUCUCAACAAUCAGGAUUGUGCACUGCAAACAUCCAGCUGCAAGAGCCAUGGAGGAACUGUGGAUUGCAGCUUAGGGAUACAAUUGGCGUUCUCUGGCACGGAUAAACAUCUUUCGGCUCUCAACUCUUGGUAUGAAGUAAAAAACCUUCGCCAGUAUUCACUCUAUGGCCUUUAUUCAAAUCUGAGAGACUCCCUCACUAGCCAGUAUGAUAAGUUCUUUUAAUUCUCUUCUGUUCUUGUGUUGAUUUUGUUUGUAUCAUUUCUUUAUGAUUUGUUCAUGCUUUUACUCUUUUCACUUCCCACCUGUUUUCUUCUAAAUGUAUCUGUGAGAACCUAGAACAAUGGUGUGUACAUCUGUAAUACCAAAGUUUACUUUGAUUA